GAUGGCGAUUAAUGCAAGGCGUCGGCAGGAUGAUAAACUACGUCGCGGCCUUCAAGUCCGUGUCCAAUCGUCGGUGACCUCCGAGACUUUUCAAAUUUGAACUGCAAAAUCGAUCGACUGUUAUUGUUUAUAAGUCCGACGCGAGCUCGCGGUAGGUCGGAUCGGCGAAGGACCCGCGCGUGUCCGCGCUGCCACGGCGACGAUGAAGAGCCGCUGACUCGCUCGUGCUCGGGAUUGCCCGUUUGCUGUUCGCCGCGAUCGGAACAAAGGACCCUUGCGAUGUUUACGCCGAUCAGAUCCAAGCCCAAGGGCUACGGCACCGUGCUGAGUGACACGGUGGUGAAUACGCCGCAGCCGCAGGCCACGUCGACCGUUCGUAGAAAAAGCCCGCUGGAGAACAGAUUCAGCGACAGGCGUUCGAGCGAGGAGAAGGUCAGGCAGUAUCCGUCGUACGAGAAUGAGCUGACGCCGAGAGCGGACGCUUCGUUAGGUCUUCUCAGAAUGUCAGACCUCAUGAGCAUAAGCGCAGUGGGGGACGAACAAAAAGUGAAUUGUCCCAAUUUAGAGGAGCUCUUGUGCGCUAGGAAGAUUCUCCAAAGGUGUAGCGAUACAAAAUGCUCCACGUUAACCACAGAUACAAAUAAAGAGAACAAUGCUAACGUGCAAAAUAUAACAGACAAUGUACCGGCUUUCAAUUGUGCUAUGCCAAUUGGGACGUCCGAUAAGGUGUGCUCAACGAACGAAGUCUGUACGAUCAGUGAUAUCUUUGAACCCAGCGAAAUCAGUGCGCGAUCAUCUGGUAUCAGUAGCAGUGCCAAAAGACAUUCUCCUGUAAACAACUUAUUUGAUGGCACCGGUAUCAGUGAAAACGACAUAAUAGCGCAACUUAACAACGAGAUGUUUGCAGAUAUCAAUAACGAAGAAUUUCUGUCUGGCUCAAAAAUGGCCGAACGUCUGUUCGCCGAUCAGGCUUGCUGGCAGCAAAAUAACACAUAUAGUAUGCCAGUCGCGAAUUCAGGAAAACAGAAAGUAAACGAUAGCAACUUCUCUGGUUUCAUGGGAGAACAAGAUCUAACAGUAGACUCUUGUGCUGGACGAAAAGUAUCCGUUGGCCAGUACUUUGAACGCAAAUCUGGUGAUGUAGGAACGUUGGGGUACAAUGACAAAUUAAGAACAAGCUUUUUUGGUAUUGCUUCCGAAACUCCCGCAAGAAGUGGCAAACUACCAGCAUUAGUCGAGUCCGCUAUCUUGACGGAUGCAGCGUCGACGACAGACUCGACGGAAAAGGAGGAUAUGCGUAUUCCCAGUACAAGAGACACAGAUGCAAAUAGCAUCCUAAGCUUGAGUACCAUUGCCAAUACUUUACAAGAUGUUGAUAGCGGGACGCCACGACGAUUGGUUGAUCAGCUUUUAAUGGCGCAGAAAAAGAAGAGGAAUUCAGUGAUACAGGACAGAAGCGCGAGAAAAGAAACUUAUACGUUGAAAAGUCCUUCCAAUGAAAAGUCCAUCCUGCCUACUGAGACUGCUAAUAAAUUUGACGACACUAAUAUAGAAGCUCUUUCAGCCAAAUUAUUACUAGAUAGUAAAACUAACAAUAAAGCUGCCAACGAAACCGCUGAUGUAAAAGGGGAGUGUAUGAGAGUGUCAUUUCCUUCAAAUAAAAAUGUCAAGGAGGCUAAAUCCUUCGCAGAUGUAUCCGAAAAGAUAAUACACGACGAAACGUGUGAUGAAAGCGUUACAUCUUCCUUUAAUCCAGAUUUAGGUGUGUCGUCAACAUCAGAUUUUGAACCUUCGAACCAGCUUUUACGAGAUUCCACAUUACCGUGCAGUGACAAAUUGACUGCGUCGUCCAAUGUAUCAUUUAAAAUAAACAGAAAUAAUUAUAAUGAAAACUACAAGGAAUUAAAUAUACCAAAAGAAGCAAUAAGAAAAAAGGAUAUCUCUAACAGCGUGUUAGAUUCAUUGAAGAGUACAGAGAUACAAACUAAUUCAAGCAAGAAUGUUGUUCUUGGCAAGAAUACAAAAGAAUUAUGCCAUUGCAUUGUUGGUAUGACAAGUGAAGUUAAUGUUGAACUUAUAAACAAUGGAGGUAGAUGGAUUAGAUACAGCUUUAAGCUAAUUAAAGUGGUAGGAGAUGCGCAAAGUAUCGAAUUAGGUAUACCUCCGGAAGCGAUUUUAAAUUCUAAUGGAUCCCAGUCCACAAAGAUUGAAGUGAAAGUGACGAAGAUGUGCAAGCCAAUAUUUGUAGAAUUAAAAAUAUGUUUGUCAGACAUGGUGGCAAAAUCAACAUGGUCUAUACAGCACAUGAUCUUCGUUAAUCCGGAACAACCAGAUCUUGACAUCAUGUGUCCUUUUGACAAACGGGAAUUGGAUUUCCAAUACAUCACAGAGGAAACAACGAAAGUUUUACCCAUAACGUUGCAUAACAAAAACAACGUUGCCGUACCUGUAAAGCUCUCCAUACUACAAGAUGAAUCCAAAUUAUUCAGUAUCAAUGAACCAACCCAUUUAGUACUUGCACCACUUGAGAAAUGUACCAAAAAUGUUAUGUGUAAGAAACCGCGAUCAACAAAUUCUCCGCAGAGACUGCCACAACAGUGGAAGAGCAACCUAAUUGUAUGUGUACAAUGCAUGAAUGACACUGUAUUACUCAGGAAGGAAGUGCCUCUUUACGCACAAUCUGGUAUUUGUAAAAUUCAAAUUGUCGACACAGAAGUGCCUAUAGUCGUUACGAGGCAGCAAGGAAAAUUGGUACAUAUCGUCAACUCGGGGAACGUAGCGACUCACGUGUCCGCUGCUGUCGUGCAAAUUGAAGGGCAUCCGAUCACGAUGCAAGAUUUUUCUGUUAAACCAGACAAUAUGUUCUUACAAGUCGGAGAAAGAGGGUCAUUCUUAAUUGUAUAUAGACCACAAUUUUUAGAUGCAAAUUCUGUAAAUAGCGAGAGAUACGCAAAGAUGAAGUUAGUUGCCGGGAACAACGCUUACCACUAUAUCAUAAGUACCGAACGAAGAGAAGAGGAAGAUAAUUAUUUACGUUGCCAUACACCUAACAACGUUGCAUCAUUAAGUCCAGCAACAUCGCCACAAAGUGUAGCAUCUAAUAAAUCUGGACCUUGCGAUAGAAAUUCACCAAUUAGUACGGUGUCUAGUAUAGCUGUAGCGGGAAACAUAAUUCCGAUCAGAGCUACACACGCUGCCCUGGUAUGGAAUAGUGUGAAAACAGGAAAAAGUGAGACUAAGGAAUUUACGCUUCGAAAUACGAGUAACAACAAAAUCAAGAUUCAAAUCGACAUAUGUGACGAUAGUAAAAGCUUUAAGUUUGUUGGAGAUAAACAGGCUAUCAACACAAGCAUGGUACUGGCAAUGCAACGUCAAGAAAGUAAGACAUUCGCAGUUGCGUUCAGUCCGUAUUGCGUGGGUCCAGUAGUUGGAAAAAUUACUAUCAAACAUUAUACGAAAGAAAGUAGCGAUUCUCAACAGUACAAAAAAAUUCCUUUGUAUGGACAUGGUGGCUACAGCAGAGUGAAGAUUACAAAUACAUUUAAAGAUUCGAGCGGAAAAAUAUGGUUGUCACUUGGCAAUUUGUACUCUGACACUACGACUUUGAGCGCAAAUAUUAGAUUGGACAACGUUGGCGACUUACGUUCGUUCGCCAAGAUCACAGUUAUACCGAAAGUUAUUUUUCCAACAAUGAAUUCCAGUUGGUCUGUAAAUCCGAAGGAAAUAAUACUUGAUUCUAAGGAAUCUCAGCUAAUAGCAAUACGAUUUCACCCGAAGAAAGAAGACCUGGCGUUAUUGCAACGCUCGCAGACGGAAGUGACGCACGUUGCAACGAUAAACGUCACCUACGGCGAUGAACCGACUCGUUGGCGAAUACGCAGAUUAUACAACAAAAUAAAAGAGUCAGGUGAAUUGACUCUGAAUGAGGACGAGACGUUCAAGAAUAUUGUGUAUCCCAUAUGUAAAGCUUUCCCCGGUGAGCAACUAAUUCCCGGUUUAACGUCAAUUCGCGACUCUAUCCAAAAUCUAAGCGAUCUGUGCACCGGCGUUCAUCAGUCCGAGAUAAUGUUAACAGUGGAAGCGUGCGCGGACGAUACUCUGCCUAUACAUUAUACCGACGAAUCGGAAAUGUAUCAGUCCCUGAUAAGCGACACUACACUUGUUGACGAAGGGGGUGGAGCGAGUUUCUUCGCUUCUCAAACGAUAGAACACGAGAAUCAACACGAGUUGCAAGGGGAUCAAUUCACCGUAACUCCGUCCACCAUCGUACUCACUCCUCCGAUACGGAACGAAGCGACCGUGACUGUACUUAACUUCUCCAAAGCGGCCGAGUCAUUCGAGACGAGCUUGUCGAAUUCGAAACAUUUCAGUGUGGUCCCCGCGGAGGGGAUGUUGCCCAGCAAAAAGAGCUUUUCUCUGAAGAUACAGUGUUCGCAGAAAAUCGAUCGUAAUAUGCAGGCUGUGCUCGAGAUAUACACGGAGAAUAACAAACAGGAUGUGUUGAUCAAAGUCGUCGUGAGGCGAUAAUCCGAAUAUAUUCGCGACAAUCGAUUAUUUAUUUAUAUUGUAACUGAAAGUUUAACAAAAUCGAUAUUUUAUUAAUGCAAGACGAAUUUCUA
Messenger RNA from Vollenhovia emeryi, 4619 nucleotides. RefSeq lists its product as uncharacterized. The transcript is spliced from 20 exons. NCBI's taxonomy places the organism in Eukaryota, Metazoa, Arthropoda, Insecta, Hymenoptera, Formicidae. Bases 280 to 4527 code for a protein of 1415 amino acids. The record is from RefSeq and is a predicted model, not a curated record.